UUCCAAGAUGGCAGCGCCCACGAAGAGAACAACGCUUUGAUAAGCUGGCCAUUGUUUAGCUAUGUUUUUGUCACUAAAAUGGAUUCGUCAUUCCGAAAAGUCGUUCAGAAGAAGAUUUAUGAUGUCUUAUCUCACAAAUACGGCCUCAUCCUAGUGAUUAUCGGCGUAUUUGCUCUUGGGAUAUCAGCGUUUCAUUUCGGGGAGGCUGUUGUUGACUGGAGCAGGGAGAAAUAUGCAGCUGUUUUCAACUCCUUCAGUGACAAUGUUGCUGGAAGGUCCUUCAGACAGAGACUAUGCCUACCAGUGCCCAUUGACGUUGUGUAUACAUGGGUCAAUGGUACAGAUGAAAGUCUGGUGUUGGAACUACGCAAAAUUAAGAGGGACAUGGAGAAAGAGCUGAACAUAACAAGGGAGGAGAAAUGUUCCUUCAGCAACUGCAUACCAGCUGCAAUGGCCAUCCUUGACCCCAUGAUACCAAUGUCCUUGACCUUGGCCCAGCUGGUUAAACUCUACCCAGUAUUCUCAGAUGCGACCUCUUUGUUCAACCUUGAGUCUGAGGGAGAGGAUAAGCUCAAUGUUACAGUUGUGACAUUUGGCAAUGAAACCCAUGUAAAUCCAGUUGUUGACUUGCAUCUUGUGAUCUAUGGGAUGAAUGUGACUGUGUCUAAGGGCUUUUAUACAUCGGACUCCUCCGUCUCGGGAGGGAUACAGUUGAAGAACACCAUCCUCAUGUCAGGCUUCCCCCACCAGUACACUCAGGAGCAGCUCACCGCCAAGCUUCCACACCCUGUCCAGAAGAUUGAUUUGUAUUCUGACAAAGGCAUUGCUGUGCUGCAUGUGCCAAAGAAAGAGGACUUUGACAGUCUUGUGAAUUUAAAGAACUUCUCCCUGGAGGGCAAGGAACCCAUCCUGCAUGCUGCCAAGCUGGUUUGGGAUCUCCGGGAUUUUUCUCGAGAUGAAGAUGUUGCAGCCAGCCGCUUUGAGGACAAUGAGGAGCUGCGAUACUCCCUCAGGUCAGUGGAGAAGUUUGCCCCCUGGGUGCGCCACAUCUACAUCGUAACCAAUGGUCAACUCCCGUACUGGCUGGAUCUGGAGAGCUCCCGCGUCACCAUUGUCACUCAUGAGGAGAUUUUCCCCAACAAGAGCCACCUGCCAACCUACAGCUCCCCAGCCAUUGAGAGUCACCUGCAUCGCAUCCCGGGGCUGUCCGACAAGUUCAUCUACCUCAAUGAUGAUGUCAUGUUCGGAUCAGAAGUGUGGCCCGAUGAUUUUUUCUCCUAUGCUACAGGACAGAAGGUGUAUCUGACAUGGCCAGUGCCCAACUGUAAUGAGGGGUGUCCUUCCACAUGGAUUAAAGAUGGCUACUGUGACAAGGCGUGUAACAACUCAGAGUGUGACUGGGAUGCAGGAGAUUGUGAAGGUGAUUCAGGCAGAAUACAGCUUGGAGCUGGGUACCACGGAGGAUAUGGGGACCCCAAUCUUCAGGCUGUAGCGUACUGUAAUACUGGAUGUGCGAACAACUGGAUAGCUGACAAGUACUGUGAUACUGCCUGCAACAUCAAGAAGUGUGGCUUUGAUGCUGGGGAUUGCGGAACCAAAAGUUACGAUGAGCUGUACCAGAUCCAUCUGUCAUUUGAUAAGAUCAACUAUACAUUUCCACCAGGAGAGUUUGUGGGCUUCUUCAACCUGACGGAUGUCGUCCUGGCAGAUGGGAUGAUAACAGAGGCAUCUUACAAUGACAGCAGCAUCAUCAGACAGGUUGCCGUGGGCAACAAGUAUAAGGUCAUGACCAUCGUUCUGCAACAUAACCACAAUGAAACAACCUUGCAAUUCCAACUGAAGGGUCACCAAGGGUUGAAUAAAGCAUUCAGAUUCAACUUCACAAUGACUGUGAACACCAACAAGACCCUGAUGGAGGUGUAUGAGAAGCAGGCAAGGAAUAAGGUCAUGAACCUCACUCAUGCUGUUGAUGGGGCUGGGGAUGAGGAAGAUGAUGUUGUCCUCAUACAGGAAGUUCCAGAGGAAGAGCAGCACCCCAGACCGAUGCAGGGAGAGAUGAAAGUGGGCGGGGCAGGUGUACCCUCCAUCCCUGCUGGUGUUGACCGGAACCUGACCAAUGUGAUUCUGCCAGCUGUAAUCAGGGAAGAAUUAGUGACACUGAACAAGGCCUUGCAAGAAGGUGACCUCACACAAAAAGGAUAUGAAAUUAAUUGGAAGCUUCUAUAUGCCAAGUACAUGAAAAUAAAAGAUGAUCCUAACUAUCCACUGGAAACAAAAUCAACGAAGUUACUUAAUGGCACGCAGGACAGUGCAAAUAAUAGUCAGAGGUUAAAUAACACAAGACAAGGGUCUAUUGUGAAAGGUCAAGGGUUGAAUAACACAGGGCAAGGGUCUAUUGUGAAAGGUCAAGGGUUAAAUAACACAGGGCAAGGUUCUAAUGUGAAAGGUCAGGUUUUAAAUAACACAGGGCAAGGUUCUAAUGUGAAAGGUCAAGGGUUGGAUGGAGGGGCACACCAUGCUUCAAGGAAGCUUCUAGGGAUUCCAUCAGACUGGCGCCAGGAAGACAUGACCAUGACACAAGAGAGAGGAAGAAGGGGGUGAAGGUGGUAGCAUAUUCCCAGGAUGAGGCAGCCAUAUUGGAUGGGAGUUAUGGUGGACAUGACAAUGAGGUUUGCGGAAGAUGAGACUGAGGCUGAGUUUCUGGACAAGGUGAAGGUUGGCAAGGAGACUGGUGCUCUCCCAUGGGAGAGGAAGAAUCUGUUUGCUGAACUACAGAAGAUGAAAGAGAAUGUAUUGAGAGCCAAAGCAUUUGAGAUACCUCAUCAUAAUGGUCGUCGUCUGCUUGACACCUUUGGAGACUCUCUUCGUCAUGUUAACAAGAUCUACAACAAGGCCUUUGGAUUUGUGGCAAGGAAGGUGCCCGCUCACAUGCCACAUAUGAUUGACAAGCACAUCAUGGCCAAUCUACAGGCCCAGUUUCCAAAUGAGUGGGACGUGACCUCCUCCCACAAGGUGCGACACUCCAAAGACAUGCAGUACGCCUUCUCCUACUUCUACUACAUGAUGGGCGUCACUGAGCAAGUCACUGCGGAGUCCGUGUUCGAUGAGAUGGACACAGACCAUUCAAACGUAGAGACCCUAGAGCCCACAAAGCAGCGCCUCCACGAAGGGCAACCCAGCCCGUAUCGAAGCCUUCGCGAAGAAGCGUCCCAGGCAGCCUCCACGAAGGAUCAGAUCCUCACCAGUUGCGAAGGGCUUCGCGGAGGAGGAACCCUGCAGGGCCUGGAGCAGAUCUUCAUCAACUGUUCCAACCAUCUUCAGGAAGAACAGAAGGCUGCUUACGCACCCCCUAUACAGGAAGUGUAUUACGAUAAAAGCAUGCCGCAAGUGUCCAGACGUCUGUUUCUAAACUGUAGCGGUAUACUGAAGCUGGUAAAAGACAAGUUCAAGCCAAAGCCAAAGCAUAAAUAUACGACUGUUGAUGACUCGGAUGUCACAUUCUACAUGAUCCGGACCAACGUCUCAAGCGUGGUCGGACAACUUGACAAUGUCCGCAAACACUCCAAGAAGUUCAUCUGUCUCAAUGACAACAUCGAGCAUGGUUCCGAGGAAGCCAGAACUGUGAAAGCAGUCCUUCAGGACUUCUAUGAAUCACUCUUCCCAAUAUCAUCGCAGUUUGAGUUGCCACGUGAAUACAGAAACCGAUUCCUUCACACAAAUGAACUGCGAGAGUGGCGGCGAUAUCGAGACUGGCUGAAGUUCUGGACACAUCUGGCGCUCAUUGUCCUGGUCAUCUUCACCAUUGUGUCCUUCUUUGGGGACAAGAUCGAAGCUGCUCAUCGCAGAUUGGCCAGACUAACAUCCAAUAAAGGUGAAGAUGGAAGUCAAUCAGAAGAAGGGGGCGGAUCACUUUCGACCAGUGGAAGUGGAUCAUCCAAUAGCCAAUCAAAACAAAGCCCUCUCCUGCCUGUUUGACGGUUCCUGCUCUGGCUUAUCUCCCCUGAUGUUGUCUUGGUUCUGCUUAUUAUAAUUCUUGUUAUUGUCAUUGCUUUGCUUGUGAUCGAGGUUAGAAAGUUCUAAGUGGACUUCAUACUCCGUACAGUAAAGCAUGGCAGAGAGUUGUGAUAGGUGGAGAUAUACAACUACUUAUAUAUCUGGUGCCUUCUUAAAGAUGAUCUCAACACAAACAUAUCACUAACAUCUUAUUUUAUUUUGCAACUGAUGAAUAUAUUUUAUAGCAUACCUUGAGUCUGUCCAUAUUGACGGAUUGAAGAUAUGCAUAUUGUGAUGUGGUUUAUAUUUAGGAUAAAGUCACACAGAGAAUCUGCAGAGGACAAAAGUUUACGAUUGUUUUCAGGUAGGAAUGUAAUUUAUGAGUUAAUCGUUCACCUGUGGUUAAUAUGUUACUUUCUUUGAGAUAAUGGUAUUACACACGUGUCAUGUAAGGCCAAUUUAUUGUUUCACAAAUUUCAUAGUAAACAGGAUGAGAAUUUGAUUUUCUUUCAUAAAUUCUGGAAAUAAAUGUUUUACAAAAAAAGAAUCAUCUAUUUUACAACAGGAUCAUUUUAUGCCUGUACAUAAAUAUAUUGGUCUUGUUGAAGCACUUAGAUUUAGACUGAAGAGUCUCUUUUAGUCAUUUUCUAGAAUAUCUAGAUUUUCAAAGAGCCGUCAUGCUUGAAUGAUUAGCUGAUAGUGAGGUACUUCAAAGUAUCUUGCAUUUACUGAGCACCAGAUAUAGAAGCAGAUUGAUAUAGAAUGCAAACUAACAAACUAAUUUUCAACCAAAUAUUUCAUAUUCACUGACCUAUGAAGAAGACAGUUGACCAUAUUCUGUGGUUCUUUUUUCAUUCUUGGUUUAUAUUACAUGAAUUACUAUACAACUAGGCUGUAAGUCUGGAGGUCAGAGGUAGUCACCAUUUAGGCCAUGGCACCUUGAUGCAAAGGAAAAUCUUGAAAAUUAGUUUGUUUAACUUGUGUGUAUCCAAGAUAUCAGGGUAGAUUUGACAGAGCGAGGAAGUUGUUUUCUCAUAUUAUUUUCAUACCAUGCAUCAAUCAUCAUAUUUUUUCAUUUUCAUUAUUGAGAGACCAGAAUGGUUUGUCUUCAAGCAUGGCUUGAUGUAAGCCAAGUUGUAUGAAGUACUCUGCUGUUUUACCUUGGGUAGGCAGCUCUAAUAAGUUUAUAUUUACUCCCUGUGUGGGCAGUAUGUCUUGUAUAUAUGAUUGCUUCUUUUGAAGUUAUACAACCUGGGAACAAGUGAACUAGUGGUCGAUAUAGUAAUUAUUAACUUGCACAGAUUAAAACCAAGUAUUGCCCAGUGAGGACACCCAGGGGGUGAUAUCUAUCAUACUUCAUGACACCUAGCAAAGUGAUAGUUGAUAAAAUUACUUGUUUUCAGAACACACCAGAUGAGUUACCAUUACAUUUUCCCCAUGUUAUUGUAUAAUGUAGCUGAUGUGUUUUCUAUUUUUGAGAUGUUGAAAAAACAAGUCAUCUUCCUUGUACAUGAGGGGGGCAGUGUGGUAGCCUAGUGGUUAAACAUUUGCUCAUCAUGCUGAAGAUCAGGGGUUUGAUUCCCAACAUGGGUGCAGUGUGUGAAGCCCAUUUCCUGAGUCGUGAUAUUGCUGGAAUAUUGCUGAAAGGGUCAUUAAUCCCAACACACCCAAUCUCUCCUUGUGCAUUAUGAAGAAACACUGUACACUAUCAACACCUCCCUGCUUAGUUGGUCUUCCAUGAUGGCUGCACACUCAGGUCUGUCCAUGAUAAGAAGCCACUUGAGUAGCCAUGAUUUUAACACUCACAUAUGCCAAACAGUUCAUAUUUGUCUUAGCAUAGUCUAAGCCAAAAUGCAUCUAGAUCCCAUUUCUCUUUUAUGCCUGAAACAGAAGUGUCUGAAUAGUAAAGUUUUCUCCCUUGACAUUAUCGACUCCGCACCCAAGCUUGAAUACUGGUGUACCAAUAAAAUCCCUGGACUUAAUGGUUUAUCUGCAGUUCCUUCAUAGUUUUGAUAAUUGAGGUACCAUUUUCACUUUAGUUCCAAACAUCUCAAUUAGCAAUGUCUGUGAAGCCCAGUCUGUUUUGGUAAGCAUUAAGGCACGUUUGUUUUACUAUAUUUAUUGCUGAAAUUGAAUAAUGGUAGUUCUGUUUUUCUUGUAAAUAUUUCCUAGUACAAUUAGUGCUGUUUAUGUAUAUAAGGAAUCAACCAUUAGAUAUUCUGGCAAGGACCUUCAGAUUUUAUUAAAAGAUGUCAGCUGUCCAAGUAAAUGUUUGAAAAACAUAUUUAGGCUCCAAACUGUAAAUAAAAAGGAAAUUCUGAUAUAAGUCAUGUUGUUGCUAGAUGUGUUUUGGAAAAAUAGCUUCUUGUUUAAAGAAUAUCUUAUUUGGCACCUUUUACUGAAAAAUAUCACAGGCCAACCUCACCUUUUCCAGAUAUUAAAUGGUUGGGCCCCAAGGUUGUGUAUAUAUCAAGGCUUCUAUUGCUGUUUUUGUACAUACAGAGUUAUUUAACACCUAUCAUCAUGUCAUAAUAUUAUACAAGUGCAAACAUGUCGUAAAUACUCAUGAGUAUGUUUGGAUUACACCAACAAGACAAUUGAUAUGUGAUAUAGGAAUGCUGAAAAGUCCCAUUAGGUUAGGCCAUCAUAUGUUAUAAUAUUUGCCACUCAUCCAGCGUUCAAAAUAAUCGCCGGCCCAGAGGCCCAGUGCUGGUUGUUAUUGUAUCGGGCCGGCAGUUUCAAAUAUUUGCAGGCCCUUGUGGCCUUCAGUAAAUUAUCUGUCAAUGUUUGUUUUUGUCAACUGGAAUAUUUCCCAUAUUGUUUUU
Molecule: messenger RNA, 6818 nt
Organism: Haliotis rubra (blacklip abalone)
Lineage: Eukaryota; Metazoa; Mollusca; Gastropoda; Lepetellida; Haliotidae
Product: N-acetylglucosamine-1-phosphotransferase subunits alpha/beta-like
Exons: 30
Biological process (GO): N-glycan processing to lysosome; carbohydrate phosphorylation
Cellular component (GO): Golgi apparatus
Molecular function (GO): UDP-N-acetylglucosamine-lysosomal-enzyme N-acetylglucosaminephosphotransferase activity
Source: RefSeq, a predicted model, not a curated record